CUGUAUCAGCUGUUGGUUUGCCACCUGAUCAGCCGGUGAAAGAGGUUUGUGCAACACCCAAGAAGUGCUUUUUGUUUUUAGUUGGUUGUUUAAAAGUUUAACUAACACUUUGUAAAUUAAAUUAAUGGUAGUUGUAAAUUAAAGGAUGUUUUCGUUUCUCAAAAGUCGGCCCAUUUUUUGGGCAAGUGUUACAGGCACCACGAUUGGUGCUGCGUUCUUUAUCAAGGAUUUGAUGCAAGGAGAGAGGUUUAAAAAUGCGAUAAAAGCUGAAAAUAAGGUAGUCAUUGUGACAGGGUCGAAUACAGGCAUCGGUAAGGAGACCGCACGGGAGUUGGCCAAACGUGGCGCCACGGUUUACAUGGCCUGUCGUGAUAUGCAGAAAUGCGAAGAGGCUCGCGAUGAAAUUGUUUUAGAAACCUAUAAUAAACACGUUUACUGCCGGCAAUGUGACUUGGCAUCGUUAGAAUCGGUGCGGAAAUUUGUUGAGAGUUUUAAAAAAGAACAACAACGGCUCGAUAUUCUUAUUAACAAUGCUGGUGUAAUGCGUUGCCCGCGUUUGCUAACCAAGGAUGGUUUUGAAAUGCAAUUAGGUGUUAAUCAUAUGGGCCACUUCCUACUUACUAAUUUAAUGCUGGAUUUGCUAAAAAAAUCUGCGCCAAGCCGAAUAGUGACAGUUUCUAGUUUGGCACAUACGCGUGGAGAAAUCAAUGUAGCCGAUUUGAAUAGCGAUAAAUCAUAUGAUCCCGGCACAGCUUAUAAUCAAAGUAAAUUGGCAAACAUAUUAUUUACUCGUGAACUUGCUAGACGCUUGGAAGGUACUGGCGUUACAGCUAAUGCGCUGCAUCCUGGCGUGGUGGAUACGGAACUUUUUAGACACAUGGGCUUCUUCAAUAGUUUCUUUGCAAGCUUAGUUUUCAAACCGCUGUUUUGGCCCUUCAUUAAGUCACCUCAGAAUGGUGCUCAAACUACACUUUAUGCUGCCUUGGAUCCAGAAUUAAUUAAUGUGUCCGGAAAAUAUUUUAGUGACUGCAAUUUGAAAGACGUAGCGCCUGCUGCCUUGGACGAUGCACUAGCAAAGUGGUUAUGGGCUGUUAGUGAAAAGUGGACCAAGCUGAAAGUUUAAUAUUUUACACUUACAAACAAGUUUUAAAUAAAUUCCAUUUGGUUAUGAAAAUACGUGUAUAAAUUUUUUUUUUUGGGAGUAAACAAUGAAUGAGACUCAGAAUCGAAUACGAAUAAAUUAAUGAAGAAUUAUUUACGUAUCCAUAUGUAGUAUGUAUGUAUAUGAGUAUCUUACAAAAAAACAUAUGACAUCCGUAUUUAAUAGUGAUUUGAAAAAAUGUUUUAAUUCCUUUUUAAUCGCAUCGCUUUGGUUGUCUAAAAUUUAUUCAAUUCAACAUUUCCUUUUCUCUUUGUAAUAUUUCCGUCUCCUUGUUCUAUUAGACGCGAUAUAUUUUUAAUCCAAAAUCUUAUUAGAAUUCUACUGCAUGCAAAUUCACCUGUUGUUUCACCGGCGAAUGCAACCCUGUACUUCGGAGUUUCCGUGGUUCACUUUUGACAGCCAAACGCCAGCUGAGUCGCUGCCGUCCUCAGUUGUUGCGCCGUCGCUGCCUUGUCAUCAUCGUUUUUGUCAUUUCGGUCGUUGUUGUGUGCUAUUUAUUUGGAAAAAGUCUGUUUAGUUUUUUCAUUAGCUACACCCAUCAUCCUACAGAAAAAUUAUUGAAAUUAUAUAAAAAGUGCUUAGUGCAGUGUUAAAAUACAUUUUGAGCACUCAAAAUAAGUGGCCAAAUAACAGGUGAAGGGGAAAAUUUAAGUACAUACAUACCUGUCCUCUUAAGGUUUCCUUUCGCUCGCGUAAGCCACGCAAAUCUCAACGUAGUAGAUCGUAUGUACUUGAUUUUUUCUUGAGUCUCAAUAAAGUGUGAAAGGUGAAAAACAAAUAACGGAGAAACGCGAUUUUUUGGUUAAUUUUGCAAACGAAUUGCAAAGAAUCCCCUCACGAGGAUCGAUAUCGUGCUGAAAAAGUUUUUCUACUGUGUUUUUUAUAAAGUAAAUAAAAAAUAAUCGAAACAAGUGCCUUUUAAAUGUGAUUUAAUUAAAAAAACAAAUUAAUUGCAAACAACAACUCAGAAUAAAAUAGCUACGACAUUAACAAGCAUAUAAUAACAGCAAACAGCAGCAACAACGUGCAAAAAAAACGAGAAAAUGAAAAGAAUUUAAAAUAGCAACAGUCGCAAAAAAAAAAUUAAAAUAAGCUAACAAAACAACAACUCAGCGCAUUAUUAUCUACAAUUCAUACACCAUUCAUAUUAUUCUACCCAUAAAACAAAAACAAAAAACGAAAAAAAUAAGCACCCAAAUUAAAAGAUAAAAUACCGUUUGACGAAAGACGUGUAUUCUGUGAUAAACAGUGUUUCUCAAACUGCCUUAACUAAUAUAAAGUCAA
Messenger RNA from Rhagoletis zephyria (snowberry fruit fly), 2446 nucleotides. RefSeq names its product retinol dehydrogenase 13-like. Lineage: Eukaryota; Metazoa; Arthropoda; Insecta; Diptera; Tephritidae. The record is from RefSeq and is a predicted model, not a curated record.